Molecule: messenger RNA, 2659 nt
Organism: Cinara cedri
Lineage: Eukaryota; Metazoa; Arthropoda; Insecta; Hemiptera; Aphididae
Source: the annotation of a GenBank genome assembly
UCUAAUUAUCAGGAAGUCAAAGUUAGUAAAAGAAAUAUACCUAGAUAAAUCGUAUAGUAAAAUAGAAACUCUUAGGAAAACUAAAAGACGAGAUGAAGCUUAUAUGAUGGUGAAAAAGUUAUUUGACCAGUAUAAGUCCAGAGCGAGAGGAGGAGAAGAAAACAAAUUGAAAAAUGUCAGUUGAACAAAAUGAUAUAGCCAUAAAAUUGAGAAAUAUUCAGAAAUUCUAUAUGCAGGUAAUCACUUACGGAUAAAGAUACAAACGAAAAAUAAAAAUUUGAAGAAGGAUAAAAGACUUAGUUAUGAGGAAAGAUUUUGAAAAAGCAUUGGCAAAUCUAAAUGACAAAGAAGCAGCAAUGAUUGAUGGAAUACAAGUGGAGAUUUUGAAAAGAAUCUGGGAAAAAAGUUAAAAAUAAAUUACAUCAAAUUACAAGGCGUGUCCAGAAAGUAAGUGUACUGAGGCUCUCACGGCCAUAGGGAAUAUUUUUUUUACUAUGUUGGCUACACUGCCGUAUAGCUUUACUCCUAACCUUUAAAACAAGACCAGAACGAGUUCAGUACGUUGAAAACUGUGGUCACACGAUUAUUUUUUGUUAAACAUGUUGAUCGAGUCUGCCACCAAGUGCGAAAUCCGCGCUGUUAUCCGUUACCUUGUUGUAAAGGAAAAAUCUCCACAUGAGAUUUUUAAUGAGGUACGAACUGUUUAUGGUGAAGGCCAUAUGAACGAUACCAGUGUAUACAAGUGGUGUAGGGAGUUUAAAAACGGCCGUACGAAUGUACAUGACGAUCUGAGGAGUGGGAGACCGUCGAUUUUGACUGACGACAUUGUGAAAAAAGUCGAGAAUACGGUCCGUGACGACAGCAGAUUGACUCUGGAUGAACUUUCUGCAAUGUUUCCGCAACUGUCAUGGUCUCUGCUCCACGAAACAAUCACAGAAACACUUGGAUUUCAUAAACUGUGCGCAAGAUGGAUCCCAAAACAGCUUACUGAAGAACACAUGUUGAAUCGAGUGCAAGCCUCCAGAGAAUUUUUGGAACGCUAUGAACUGGACGGUGAUAAUUUUCUCAAGUCUAUUAUUACUGGAGAUGAAACUUGGGUUACACACUAUACACCUGAAACUAAGAGACAGUCCGAACAGUGGCGUCACACCACUUCACCCUCAACCAAAAAGUUCAAAACCACCAUUUCAGCCAAAAAAAUCAUGGCAUUAGUGUUUUGGGACCACAAAGGCAUCAUUUUGAUUGAAUAUUUACCUCAGGGGGAGACCAUCAAUGCAGCAAGGUAUUGUGAGACCCUAAAAAAAUUGAGGAGAGCUAUUCAAAAUAAAAGGAGGGGUCUGUUAACGAGCNGUUUUGAACCACUCCCCAUGUUCCCCCGACCUGGUGCCUUCAGAUUACCAUUUGUUCACUUCCCUGAAGAAGCACAUGGGUGGAAAAAAAUUUUCAACUGACGAGGAAGUGAAGGGGGCGGUCGACAAGUGGACAAAGGAGAUGGCGGCAGAGUUCUACGAGGCAGGCAUAAAAAAAUUAAUCUGCCGUCUCACAACCUGCAUUGAAAGAAAUGGUGACUAUGUAGAAAAAUAGCACACAAAUAUAUUAAUGUAACCACGUUAUUUUUUUUUUUUAAUAAAUUUUUUUGAAGCCUACAAAAAUUGAGUACACUUACUUUCUGGACACGCCUCGUAUUAAAGAUAUAUAUGAAACUGGUGAAAUGUCUGAGAAUUAUAUAACAAGCAUAUUUAUAUCCGUACCUAAGGAAGCUGCUGCAAAAAACACUCAAGGAUUCCAAGCUAUUAGGCUGCUAACCCAGGCCUCUAAUAUACUUGCACGAUUUUAUUCCAACGUAUUAAAGCUAAGGUAGACAAAUUGCUGACUAAGGACCACUUCGGAUACAGAAAAAAUAUGAGAACAGGAGAUGCAAUAUUGGCAUUAAAGUUAAUAAUUCAAAAGAGAAUUACGAAAGACAAAACAAACUUAUAACAAACUUGUACAAGCGAUACAGCUUUUGUGGACAUCGAAAAAGAAUUUGAUAAUGUAAAUCUGACUAAAAGACUUUUGUAUAACUUAUAUGAAGACGAGUUAGCUGUUAUAAAAAUCCAAGAUAACAUAGAAGAAACAAAAAUAAUUAUUUGUUUUAAUUAAUAAAUCGUUUUGCAGAAGAAAUAUCAUUAAUUUGAAGAUUUGGACAAACUUACCAAAACCAUGGAUGAAUUAAAAAUUAACGAUUCGCACGUGAAAGUAAAUGUUUAAAAGAAUAGAGUGCUCAUAUGUAGAAGGGCAAAAAAAACAGAGUAUAGAUAUAAAUACGAGGAAACACAAAAGUAAAUCAAGUAGAUGAAUUUACAUAGCUAGAGAUUACAAUCAGCAAUGUUGGAAGAAAUGGGAAUAAAAUAAUAAAACGUAUCUGUCAAUCCUAAAUAGCCUUUAGCAACAAGUAAACUCUAUUUACAUCAAGAAAAAUUAGCCUGUGAACGAUAAAAAAUCUACUGAAAACGUAUGUAUGUAGUAUGACCCUUUAUAGAAGACCUAGAAAAAACAGAGAUAGAACGAAAAAGUUUGAAGUUGUUUGAAAUUUGGUGCUAUAGAAGAAUGUUAAGGUUGAAUUGGAUGGACUACUGAAGGAAGGCUAAAAAAAAUAUCAGAGAGAAAAUUACUAUGG